AUGUCCGACUACUCGCGACAGCCGCUGGUCUUGUCCCUCCGCCAGCUCAAGAACUCGGCUGUUGCCUCCAUUGCCUACUCGUUCGACACCGUCGGCGGCUGGGCCAUUGGCAUUCAAAACUUUGACAUCCGGCCUUCGGGCAGCUCCAAGCCAGAUGUCAUCACGUCUCGCGUUGCCUACACCCUGCCUACUGAGACGGGGGCAUUGGUCACCACUUCAUCGUACCGGCCAAAGUGCGCUACAUGCUCCAACUUUCCCGACUUGUACAUGGAUGAUGACGAGGGCGGGCCAACCAAGCUCUGCUACAGCCACCCCUACCUGCUCGCGACCAUGCACGACAACACUCUUGUGUUGUUUGUUGUUACUGCGACGGAAAAGUCCCUUGUCAUUUCCAAUGCUACGAGGCUCUAUGGCCACACCUCGGGCAUCGCCGAUGCCGACGUAACACCAGAAGGCAGAGCUGUUAGUGUCAGCCAGCGUGGUGACGAGAUUCGAGUUUGGGAUCUCGAGGGACGCCAAAGCGACGUGAGCGUCGAAGUAAGGCCUAGAGAAGGCAGAGAUUACAGCGAUGCUGAUGACGAGGACGAUUCCUCAGACGAAAUAGAGCAUAGGCGAAACUGGGUUGGGACCGACGACCAUAGAGUCACAGUCCUGAGAGAAACGUCUGACGGCGCAGAGAGCUUGGUCACUUAUGAUUUCACUUGA
Messenger RNA from Trichoderma breve, 705 nucleotides. RefSeq lists its product as uncharacterized. Gene Ontology annotation, molecular function: protein binding. Lineage: Eukaryota; Fungi; Ascomycota; Sordariomycetes; Hypocreales; Hypocreaceae. The record is from RefSeq and is a predicted model, not a curated record. Bases 1 to 705 code for a protein of 234 amino acids. The transcript is spliced from 2 exons.